Messenger RNA from Maniola jurtina (meadow brown), 2570 nucleotides. It is a transcript of the gene Orc2, whose product is annotated as origin recognition complex subunit 2. NCBI's taxonomy places the organism in Eukaryota, Metazoa, Arthropoda, Insecta, Lepidoptera, Nymphalidae. The record is from RefSeq and is a predicted model, not a curated record. Gene Ontology annotation, molecular function: DNA replication origin binding. Bases 98 to 1720 code for a protein of 540 amino acids. Gene Ontology annotation, biological process: DNA replication. The transcript is spliced from 9 exons. Gene Ontology annotation, cellular component: nucleus; nuclear origin of replication recognition complex.
UGUCUGCUAAUUUUUGACGUUUGGCAGAUGGUGCAUUUUAGCGGUUUACUGCGAAUCGCGGUAAAACUGAGCUAAUAAAAAUUAAAUUAAUUAAAAAAUGGAUUAUCUUGGUGAUGAAUUAGAUGAAAAAAAGAAUGAUACACCCAGAAGAGCUACUAGAAACAGGAAUAAACCAAAAAAGUAUGAGGAGUUUUUAGACAUGUCACCAGUGAAAAGAAAUACAGGUUGUUAUCUUGAAAGUUCUGAUGAGGAGUUUGAUGAUGAAUAUGCAACACCAAAACCAAAAGCACUCUUUGAUGCAAAUGAUGUGAAAGGCCAAGAUGUAUUUAAAUUUAAAUCUCGUCAUACGAAAAAUGAUUUACAGAAUAAGGUUAAGGAGGCUGUUGGUAAUACCACUAACACUCCGAAGAAGACUCCAAAGAAAUUGAAUUUAUUGCAAAAAGAAACAGAAGCAACACCACAACAUGUAGUCAAUAUUAUAAGGAGAAGAAUUGUUCAAGCAGUCGAAAGAGAUAGUUCUGUCAGUGAUUUUUCUGGAAGUAGCAGUGACUAUAUACCAGAUAAAAGUGAUGAAGAGAGUAAGUAUUCGACGAGUGGCAGUGCUUCCGAUGUCGAAGAAGAAAGCAGUCCAAAUAAAAGAACUAAAACACAAGUAACCAGAAACAGAGGUGGUAAGAUGAAACAAAAGGACUCGGAGUAUUUUUUCACACCCGAUAAUUAUUUCAUGAUGAAUUCUAGUAAAAAAAUUACAACAUCAGAUCACACGUUAGCAAGACUGAAAAAUCUGAAUCUAAAUGAAAACGCAAAAGAAGCUGAUAUCCAUAUGUCUAAGGAACAUCAGCAAAGCGUAAUAAACCUCACAAAGUCGUAUGACCAACUCUUCGACAGAUGGCUUUAUGUAUUAAGCGAAAACUUCAAUGUCGUCCUAUACGGCAUCGGAUCUAAAAGACAAGUGCUUCAGAGAUUCCAGGCAGAGAAACUUAAGGAUAUGCCAUGUAUAGUAGUCAAUGGCUUCUUUCCCAGUCUCACUAUGAAGAAUGUUCUGGAAAAAAUUGUGGUUGAUCUGUUGGAAAAUACACACGUUCCAUCAAAUAUAGGUGAUGCGGUUAAUUUGAUCGAGGCUCAGUUGGAAGACUGCGGCGCACACUUGUUCGUCAUCGUGCACAACCUCGACGGAGUGAUGCUGCGCCCUGAGAAAGCGCAGUCCAUGUUCGCCAACCUGGCGCAACUGCGCAAUGUUCACUUGAUUGCCACCAUAGACCACAUCCGUGCGCCAAAUUUAUGGAAUCAAUCGAAACUCAGCAAGUUCAACUUCACAUGGUGGGACGUCACGACAUUCGUGCCGUAUAUUGAAGAGACGUCGUUCGAGAACUCUCUGCUGUCGCGACGCAGCGGCGCACUUCAGCUGGCGUCCCUUCAGAGCGUGUACCGGUCCCUCACUUCCAACGCCAAAGGAAUCUUGCAGAUCAUUAUACAAUACCAACUCGAGAACCACAAGCACUCACAUUAUCAAGGUCUGCCUUUCAAGGAGUUGUACUCGGCGGCGCGCUCGCAGUUCCUGGUGAGCUCGCAGGUGGCGCUGCGCGCGCAUCUCACCGAGUUCCUUGACCACAAGCUCGUGAAGCAGAGGCGCGCGGGCGACGCAGCCGACAAUCUGUUCAUGCCUAUCGACAGCGCCUUGCUGCAACAGUUCCUAGAUCAACUAACUACUACUGAGUGAUUUCAAAAUAAGAAUUGAAAUGAAACUGCGCCAUAUUUGUGGCGUCUUCAAUAAAUACAGGAUGUAAUUAGGACGCUAGCAUGAACGAAUAUAGGUGAUAUAGUACUGAUAUACCAUAAAAACGCGAUUUUUAUACAUAGGUCGAUUUUUAUACAUUUGAGCUCCAUACCUCAAAAGGAAAAACGGAAUCCUUAUAAGAUCACUUUGUUGUUUGUUGUGUUUGUUGACUGUCUGUCAAGAAAACCUAUGGGGUACUUCCCGUUGACCUAGAAUCAUGAAAUUUGAAAAUUCAUGUAUCAUAAAAAUUAAGUUCUAUAAAAAACGAGAUAUCUGCAGCAAAUAUCCAGACGUAAGCCCAGCGGAAUCCUGAAUAUCUUCGCAGUUUAAAAUUUUCAUCAUAGACGAUGUGAAGCUCUAAUAAAUUACUAAAAUCAAGAAAAUCGUUAUUAUUCCAUUGGGCUGACAUAUUUCCUUUCCUAUAAAAAUAUGUGAAGUAAAAGUAAGUAAAGAGUAAGUAAAUAAAACAAAUGAAAUUUGGAUGUAGUUUUUAUUUUACAAUCCCAGAAAUAAAGUUUUAAUAGGAUUAUAAUAUAUAUCAACAGACCAAGUUGUAAAUUACUUAAACUUAAUGACUUACAUAAUAUAAUAAAAUUAUUAACUAAAAUUCUCUUCAACAUUUAUCUGGCACAUCACCAUUAUGUAUCAACCAAACAUUAAUUAUAAAUUACAUUGUUAUAAUAAUUAUAGUGCAUUAUUAUUAUUAUUACUAUUUUAAAAUUUAAAAAUAUUAUAGAAAAAUAUUCUCGGAAAUCGCCAGAUGUCCAAAGAAUUUAAUCUAAUUCAAUUAAAA